Tripterygium wilfordii is the source of this 3806-nucleotide messenger RNA. Its product is annotated as villin-3-like. Gene Ontology annotation, molecular function: actin filament binding. The record is from RefSeq and is a predicted model, not a curated record. NCBI's taxonomy places the organism in Eukaryota, Viridiplantae, Streptophyta, Magnoliopsida, Celastrales, Celastraceae. Gene Ontology annotation, biological process: actin filament severing; cytoskeleton organization. The coding region runs from base 463 to 3390 and encodes 975 amino acids. The transcript is spliced from 24 exons.
AUGGCUUUUGGAGGCCAAGCCAACAUGGCCGGAGCCAUCGCCACCGGAUCUCUUCAAUCUUAAAAUAACCAUUUUGUCAAUUGGCCAAGCCAUUGCCAUUUUCACACACACUCUCUCCCCCCCUCCCUCCCCGUCUAUCUAUCUCUGCAACAUUAUCAUACCAUCAUCAUCAUAAUUUCCAAUCUCUCUGAAUUGCAAAUCUCAAAAAGCCCAUCUCAAGAGGUAGGAAAAAAAGCUGGAGAAACCCAUGCCCACACUCACACACAGGGAGCAAUAAUUCACUUUUUUUGUUGUUGUUCCUUUCCUUUUUUUUUGGCCUGCAUAUCACUCUUUGUUCUUCCUAAACGGCUUGUAGUUAUGCUUUAAGAGAGCUUCGCUUCCGGACAGCGCAUCGUAGGAAUUUUGAAGGUUAUUUAAUUUUUCUGUGUCAAAAGAAAGUGGUAAUAAGAAGGAUUUCCAGCAAUGUCUAGCGCUGCAAAAGCUUUGGACCAGGCAUUCCAAGGAGUGGGUCAGAGACUAGGGACUGAAAUUUGGCGAAUUGAGAAUUUUCAGCCAGUUCCGCUGUCAAAAUCUGGAAAAUUCUACAUGGGGGAUUCUUACAUUGUAUUGCAGACAACACCUGGAAAGGGAGGUGCCUAUUUGUAUGACAUACACUUCUGGAUUGGAAAAGACACAAGCCAGGAUGAAGCCGGAACAGCAGCUAUCAAAACUGUUGAACUUGAUGCGGUACUUGGAGGGCGCGCUGUGCAGCACAGAGAAAUUCAAGGCCAUGAAUCUGACAAGUUUUUGUCUUACUUUAAGCCUUGUAUUAUACCAUUGGAAGGGGGUGUUGCAUCUGGAUUUACAAAACCUGAGGAAGAACAGUUUGAAACUCGGCUGUAUGUCUGUCGAGGAAAACGAGUGGUCAGGUUGAAGCAGGUUCCUUUUGCUCGUUCUUCACUGAAUCAUGAUGAUGUGUUUAUUCUGGACACCGAAACGAAAAUCUACCAGUUUAAUGGUGCAAAUUCCAAUAUUCAGGAAAGGGCCAAGGCUCUGGAAGUGAUUCAGUUUUUGAAAGAAAAGUAUCACGAGGGAACAUGUGAUGUUGCAAUCGUUGAUGAUGGGAAGUUGGAUACCGAGUCGGACUCUGGUGAGUUCUGGGUCCUUUUUGGUGGUUUUGCUCCAAUUGGAAAGAAAGUGACCAGCGAAGAUGAUAUUGUCCUAGAGACCACUUCUCCUAAACUUUAUAGCAUUAUUGAUGGGGAACCAAAGAUUGUAGAUGGUGAAUUGUCUAAAGGCAUGUUGGAAAACAACAAUUGCUAUCUGCUGGACUGUGGAGCUGAGGUAUUUGUUUGGGUCAGCCGGGUGACUCAAGUAGAGGAAAGAAAAGCUGCCAGUCAGGCUGCUGAGGAAUUUGUUGCAAGCCAAAGUAGGCCGAAAUCAACACGUAUGACCUGGAUUAUUCAAGGUUAUGAAACACGCUCUUUCAAGUCAAAGUUUGAUUUUUGGCCAGCAGGGUCUGCAGCUCCUGGUGCUGAGGAGGGACGAGGAAAAGUAGCAGCUUUGCUGAAGCAACAAGGUGUUGGUAUCAAAGGAAUGACAAAAAGUGCGCCUGUAAAUGAGGAAGUCCCUCCUUUGCUUGAAGCAGGUGGAAAGAUGGAGGUCUGGUGCAUCAAUGGCAGUGCCAAGACUCCAUUGCCCAAGGAAGAUAUUGGAAAAUACUAUAGUGGGGAUUGCUACAUCAUACUUUAUACCCACCAUUCAGGUGAUAGGAAAGAAGAUUAUUUCCUCUGCUGUUGGUUUGGAAAGGAUAGCAUUGAGGAGGACCAGAGGAUGGCUGCUCGGUUGGCUAAUACGAUGUCCAACUCAUUAAAGGGGAGACCUGUUCAGGGGCACAUAUUUCAAGGCAAGGAACCACCACAAUUUGUGGCACUUUUUCAGCCUAUGGUGCUCCUCAAGGGUGGUCUGAGCACUGGUUACAAAACAUAUAUCGAAGAACAAGGUUUGACAGAUGAAACAUACACAACGGAGUGUAUCGCACUCUUUCAGAUAUCGGGGACUUCUAGUCAUACCAAUAAAGCAGUGCAAGUUGAUGCAGUAGCCUCGUUGCUGAAUUCUAUGGAGUGUUUCCUACUGCAAACUGGCUCCUCAGUUUUCAAUUGGCAUGGAAAUCAAAGUACGUACGAGCACCAACAAUUAGCUGCGAAAAUUGCUGAGUUCUUGAAGCCUGGAGUUGCUUUGAAACAUGCGAAAGAAGGUACUGAGAGCUCAGCUUUCUGGUUUGCGCUUGGGGGAAAACAAAGUUACACCAGCAAAAAGGUUUCUCAGGAGAUCGUCAGAGAUCCACACUUGUUUACAUACUCAAUAAAUAAAGGAAAAUUUGAGGUUGAGGAAGUUUACAACUUUUCUCAAGAUGAUCUAUUAACCGAGGAUAUAUUGAUACUGGACUCACAUGCUGAAGUAUUUGUUUGGGUUGGUCAGUCUGUCAACUCCAAAGAAAAGCAGGAUGCUUUUGAAAUUGGCAAGAAAUACAUAGAGAUGGCUGUAUCUAUGGAGGGGUUAUCUCCAAAUGUACCACUCUAUAAAGUUACAGAAGGAAACGAACCAUCAUUCUUCACAGCAUUUUUUUCAUGGGAUCCCACAAAAGCCAUGGUUCAAGGAAACUCAUUCCAGAAGAAGGCAGCGCUACUAUUUGGGGUAGGCCAUGCCGUGGAGGAUAAAUCCAGUGGAAAUCAAGGAGGACCAACUCAACGGGCUUCAGCUUUAGCUGCUUUAAAUUCUGCCUUCAACUCAACCUCUGGGAAACCUGGCCAACCGAGCCAGGAUAGGUCCAAUGGUUCAACCCAAGGGCCAACACAGAGAGCUGCAGCUUUAGCUGCCUUGUCGUCUGCUUUUAGUUCAUCCCCUGGAACCAAAACUCCUCCCCCGAAGCCAUCUGGAACAGGUGGAUCACAAAGAGCUGCUGCUGUGGCUGCAUUGUCAUCAGUUCUUACUGCUGAAAAGCCAAAGAAAUCACCAGAUGUCUCUCCUACUCGAUCCAGUCGCAGCCCUCCCUCCGAAGAAGUAAAGAGUGAAAAUGCCUAUUCUGAAGCUGAUGGUUCUGAAGAAGUUGCAGAAGCUAAGGAAACGGAGGAAGCUGCACCUGCAUCGGAAAGCACUGAGGGAGAUUCACAACCGAAGCCAGAGAUAGAUCAGGGUGACAGUGCUAGUGAAAGUAUUCAAAGCACAUUCAGCUACGACCAACUGAAGGUUCAUUCAGAAAAUCCUGUUACUGGGAUCGAUUUCAAACGAAGAGAGGCCUAUCUGUCGGAAGACGAGUUUCAAACCAUCUUUGGGAUGACAAAAGAAGACUUCUAUAAACUCCCUAAAUGGAAGCAAGACAUGCAGAAGAAGAAAUCCGAUCUAUUUUAGAGUAAGAUGCAUGGAAAUGACUGCUUCUCAUUUCUUGGCAGUCUAACUAUGAUUGUUCCUUCUCUGUUGAAAGCUGUCGUUUCAUUGAUGCGUCGUGCCUGGCUUGCCUUGUCAAGAAUUUUGCUAGUUGCCCUUUGAGAGAUGUAGCUGUGUAAUUAGUGUUAAUAUUGAUUAGGGUGCUGCAUGAGGAGCAAAUUUUUUAGUUUCUCCCGUUAUAAUUUCUUUCCUGGCUCUUGUAUUUUUUUUGGAAUGCUUUUGUUCAAUGGACAGUCGGGGGUUAAAUUCUUUUAUUUGGUGGGCAUCUGUUUGAUUUUGUGGUUAUUUCGACUCUGUUCAUUUUUAUCAAUCUCCUUUUUAAGAAAGAAGUGUAUAUGUACUGAAUAUCAUUAUUGAUGAAUGGAAAUUUUGUUGUGUCA